Molecule: messenger RNA, 1071 nt
Organism: Colletotrichum siamense
Lineage: Eukaryota; Fungi; Ascomycota; Sordariomycetes; Glomerellales; Glomerellaceae
Gene: dtxS3-2
Product: Aldo-keto reductase dtxS3
Exons: 2
Coding region: 1-1071 (356 amino acids)
Source: RefSeq, a predicted model, not a curated record
AUGAGCACAUCGCAGAGGCCGCUCCCUAUCAGCUUGGCUAGCUCACUGGAUUCAACGAAGUGCGGAUACCGACAGUUGGGCAGAUCAGGCUUACGCGUUUCUGUUCCUAUCUUCGGGUGCGCUGGCUUCGGAGAUCCUGCAGGCAUUCGCCCAUGGGUUCUGGGAGAAGAAGAAGCAAUAUCUCUUCUCAAAGCCGCAUAUGACCGCGGCAUCAACACCUGGGACACAGCAAAUAUCUAUUCGAAUGGAUUGUCAGAAACAUUCAUCGGAAAGGCUAUCAAGAAGCAUGAUAUUCCAAGAGAGAAAGUGGUUCUUCUCACGAAAUGUUUCUGGGCUGUUGGCGAGGACCAAUCUGUUCAGCACGCCAUGAUGCCUGUUGAGAAGUCGAAAGACUAUCAGAAUAUGUUCGGACUUUCGAGAGCGGCCAUCUUCAACGCCGUCGACGCGUCACUUCGCAGGCUGGAUACAACUUACAUCGAUGUCCUGCAAGUCCAUCGUUUUGAUCCGGAUGUUCCAAUCGAGGAGACGAUGAAGGCCUUGGAUGACCUCGUCCGGAUGGGGAAAGUGCGCUACAUAGGUGCCAGCAUGCUACCCAAGCAUGUUGCCGAACUUCAUGGCUGGACAAAGUUCGUCAGCAUGCAGAAUUGCUACAACCUUGUCUACAGAGAAGAGGAAAGGGAGAUGAUCCGGUUCUGUAACGACACGGGAAUUGGGCUCAUUCCUUGGUCUCCUCUGUGCAAUGGUUGCCUCACUCGUCUGCCUUCUGUCACAGAUCGUUCUAUGAGUAAAAGAGAGGAGUUUGAGAGCAAAUUCGGGCUUUCUCUGGGACGCGUUGAGCCUGAUACCAGCAUCAUAUCUCGAGUUGCGGAGGUCGCACAAAGCAACAAAUGGCCCAUGAGCCACGUUUCGCUCGCAUGGAUCAAUAAAAGAGUAUGCAGUCCGAUUGUGGGUUUCACAACUAUCGAAAAGAUGGAGGACGCUCUUGGGGCAUCAGGCAAGGUACUUGAUGAAGGCGACGAGAAAUACCUAGAGGCAUUAUAUAAGCCCAAAGUCGUGUAUGGCCAUAGCUAA